Messenger RNA from Drechmeria coniospora, 1122 nucleotides. RefSeq lists its product as uncharacterized. Gene Ontology annotation, cellular component: cytoplasm. Gene Ontology annotation, molecular function: phosphatase activity. The record is from RefSeq and is a predicted model, not a curated record. Bases 1 to 1122 code for a protein of 373 amino acids. Lineage: Eukaryota; Fungi; Ascomycota; Sordariomycetes; Hypocreales; Ophiocordycipitaceae. The transcript is spliced from 3 exons.
AUGACGCCGACGUCGAUGCUUGCCCUGCUCACCCUCCUGUCCCACUCUCUCGCCUGGCCCGAGGCAGAGGGCAGGGAGCUUCACUACGCCACGGUGCCGGGCUAUUUCCUGCAAGACGACGCCUCGACGGACCCCGACGGCUUCGACUAUGCGGCGUGGAACUUUGGUCUCGUGAACCGCACCUAUCCCACCGACGACUGGUUCGACCCGGCGAGGAGCAAGACGCAGUGGCAGCGCUUCGCCUACUGGCUCGACCACCUCAACAACGGUUGUCGGCGGCAGGAGCGCGUGCGCUACAAGCUGCUCGUCUUUGGACGCCACGGCCAGGGCUGGCACAACACGGCCGAGUCCUUUUACGGCACACCCGCGUGGAACUGCUACUGGGCCGAGCUCGACGGCAACGGCACCUCGGUCUGGGCCGACGCCCUCCUCACCGGCCAGGGGCUCGCCGAGGCGGCCAGGGCCAACGGCUACUUUGCCUCGCGCUUCUCCCACCAGGGCAUGCCCUACUUUGACUCGUACUACGUCUCGCCCCUCUCGCGCUGCGUCCAGACGGCCAACGCGACCUUUGCCUCGGUCGACCUGCCAGCCGACCGUCCCUUCCGGCCCGUCAUCAAGGAGCUCCUGCGCGAGGGCAUCAGCGUCCACACGUGCGACCGGCGCUCGACGCGGAGCCGGAUCCGCCGCUUCGCCCCGGCCAGCUUUGCCUUUGAGCCCGCCUUUGCCGAGGCUGACGAGCUCUGGCAGGGCGGCGGCCCCGACGGCCGGGGCGAGACGGAGGCGCACGCGCUCACACGCGCCAAGGCCCUCCUCGACGACGUCUUCGCCCACGACGACGGCAUGACCAUCAGCCUGACGAGCCACUCGGGCCAGAUUGCCUCGCUGCUCACCGCCCUCCGGCACCGGCCCUUUAGCCUCGGCACCGGCCAGAUCAUCCCCGUCCUCGUCCGCGCCUCGGCCGCCGUCGAGGAGAGGGAGGAGCCUCGGGCCUCGGGCACGGCGCCGGGCUUCACCCGCGAGGUGACCUGCACGGCGCCGCCGGUGACGAGCAUCGCCGGGACCGGGUGCGUCUGCUCGACCGGCACGCUCGCGACGGCGACCAUGUCGAUGAUGCAGAUCUGA